Messenger RNA from Stylophora pistillata, 3778 nucleotides. Its product is annotated as fibroblast growth factor receptor-like 1. Lineage: Eukaryota; Metazoa; Cnidaria; Anthozoa; Scleractinia; Pocilloporidae. Gene Ontology annotation, cellular component: plasma membrane. The record is from RefSeq and is a predicted model, not a curated record. Gene Ontology annotation, biological process: homophilic cell-cell adhesion.
AAGAUUAAAUUUCUACCGCCUAGACCGAUUUUUCGUAGAAAUCAGGCAAUGGAUGUUCUCACAGUUUGCACAGCGUCUGAAAAAAUGGUAAAGUCAAACGGCAAUGAUAAAAUUAACUGAAGCCGCUUUAUUUCAUUAUGUGAAAUAAAAGAAAAUCGUGUAGACAUUAUUUCUUUUGUAAUUAAAUCACUGGUUGAAAUCCACCCUGACAUAAACAAAUUUCAUUUGAAAGUAAAGUAAUAAUACCCGAAACUAUUACUCGGCCGUCGAAAUGUGUUAUUGCAUCUUCUUUCUACGCUGCGGCGAGCAUGCACGCUAGAUUUGAAACAGUGAUGAAUAAAUCGAAGAAAUCUUCAAAAUGUAUCGUGAUAAAAAUCUUGAUGUUAAUCUCCGAGUCGCGGGGUGAACAAGCGGUACACAUCAGUCGAAGCGAUUUGUCCUUUAUGGACAUUUGCAAUUAAGUUAAUUAAUUCGCGCCCGGUUUCAGCUGCCGCUGAUUGGCUGCCGAAUGUGUAAGUAUUUUCUAAUUCAAAUCAAAUAUUUGUGUAUACACGGACAGAGAGGUUCUAGCAUAUUGGGUUUCAGUCAACAAUCGCUCAUUUUACAUUUUGACGCAUCGAUCGCCUUGUGGAAGGUUGCACAGACGUUAAUCCGGCAGAUCGACACUUUCCUUAUCGAUCUCUUCUUUGUGUAAUUCACUUUCGCCACAUCAUCCGAACGGCAUCUGAUCUGACCUCCAGACACAAACUGGCAAUAGCAAGAAGGCUGUGGCUUUGUGAAGUUCUGUGCAGCGGCUUCCGCUGGAUCUGAUAUGUGACAUUUAAGCCGCGCGAUAUGUGGUCGCGAAUGCACGAGAAUGGCUUAACCGAUCGCUUUCGUCCUCUGUAAUCCCCGCAUCCUUCGUUGAACGGCUUGUUUGUUUAGAAGUGCUCGCCAAGAACGUAAAGACAGAGUCGUCAAGGAAAGGAAAACAGCUUGCGUCAAGGCCGCCUUUUACACUUGAGCUGGGAACUGUUUAGAAACAAUAGGUUAUCUCUGUGGUGUAAUCGGUGACUUGACAGGCAGUAAUUGUCCGAGUGAUUGGCGUGCGCCGAGCUUUGCCUCGAGCGAAAUGAAUUCUCUGCUGCUGGUCAGGGAAAUCUUGGAUGACCUGAACUUUCCACUUGAUUGUGCGAUCUGAAAGGAUCACAAAGAUUCUUGCUGGCGAUCAUUCAGGCUUCUAACACUGCAGUUUAACGCAGAAGAAGCGCUGCGCGCCGCUGUGUUUGUUCAAGAACGGAGAGGUCCUUGGCUGAAGAAUGUGGUACACCAAAACGGUUUCCUUGGAAUUUAUUCUAUUCCUAUUUGUGGUUGUUCACUGCAAAGAUCCCCCUGUCCUUCUUGCACCAGUAAAGUCGCAGUAUACGGUCCACGAAGGACGAAACGUCAAAUUACGUUGCAAGUUCUCCGGAACAAAGGAUCCCCCAGAGAACAGGACCUUAACAGCGUGGCGAAAGUUACCCGAGGGGCCCUACAUCACCAACCAGUUGCCGCGUUUUAAGAAGAGGCUUCAAUAUUUGAAAAUAAAAAAGGUGGAGCCUUCGGAUGAGGGGGUGUAUGCUUGUAUUGCUUACAAUUCUUUUGGGAAAAUCAAACAGGAAAUACGUCUCGUGGUCAGAGGGUCAAACACAAAUGUCACCACAGACUCAGGAAAGACACCCAGUCCUAUCCCGAUUACACCAGUGUUGGAGAUCACUGCUAGAGAACCGCCUAUCAAAAGUACAACCGACCGUCCGAUGCGGAUUAGUGUGGGAGGGCCUUCUCAAAAACCAUUACCAUUAAUAGAUGAGUACCCACCGAAGUUCAAGGUUCCACGCAAUCGCAUUCUCGAAUACGUCAAAGGUCACCCCAUUAGACUAAAAUGUCACGCAACGGGAGCGGCUCCUCUAAAUGUCACGUGGGCAAAAAAUGGCAAGCCUUUGAGCCGGAAUCACCGGUCGCACCUGAAGUCAAAAGGCUGGGUGUUAAGCUUCAAGGAAUUGACUAAUGAUGACACUGGAACUUACUCUUGCAUUGUGAGGAACGCAUACGGUAGCAUCGACAAGACGUUUGAUGUCAAAGUUAUUGAAUCAAAGAAUGAAGUUCGUUUUCCUCCUGAAGAAAAACCAAAGAUUUUAAGGAACGUUUUAAAGAAUGAAACAGCCAUGGAAGGCGAAGACGUCACGUUUGUGUGCUCUGCAGUAGCUAAGAGUCAUCCUGAUUUUCACCUUCUGAAAUGGAAACCACCCAGGAAUGUUUCGAACGACACCGAUCCAUUUGACUUUGUCGACUUCAGAAAGUCAAAGUACCAAGAAAUACGCGAGAGUGCCAAGCAACACGUAGGUAACCGUAAACUGUACACUCAUCGCUUUAUUGUCAGAAAUGUCAUGUUGGCGGAUGAAGCCAGGUACACAUGCGUGGUGGGGAAUUCUGCUGGUUUCGUAUCCCAGAACGUGUUUCUAAUUGUCACGACACACGACGAUGAAGGUGUAGUUCAUGGUGGCAUAGGGAGCCAAUCUACAAAGACAAAGUCUCCAAGAAAAUAUCCAGCACCUCAAGAAGACAAUGAAAUAUAUAUGGAGGAAGUUCCACUUGCCGCUUUAAUUGGAGUUCCAAUCGCUGUGCUUAUACUUUUAACUGGAACUAUUGUUUGGUGCUAUUUCAUGACAAGAAGGCAUCACGCUCGCCAACACUGGGCCAAUGAUGUAGAUAACAGCCCAAAAACCACCGACUUAAGUAGUAAAAAGGACUCACAGUCGGAACUAUACGCGCCGAAAAAGGCGAUGGAAGAGAUGCGGAAUGUAAGUUUUAACGUAUAUGUUGACUGUCCGAAUGACAGAGUUUCUCACACUAAGCAGCAAUCACGGGCGCAUAAGAAAACUGUGUUGCCGCACGAGAAGUGUAAUUCAUCGCGUGUGAAAUGUGAUUCAUCACGUGUAAAAUACAAUUCCACGCAUCAGAAAUGCACGAAAUUAAAGGAUCCGCCAUUGGACGGUCUUAUUGUUCACAAUGAACCUUCAAGAACUCAUUCAAACAGAACAAAUCACCGUAAGUGCCACGAGGAACAUGAGCCCGCACGCAAUGAACCCGGUGGGUUCAAGUCCGAAAUAAAGUGUUCCGGUGUUUGAAUAGCCAGGAAAAGGUUCAAAAUGAUAGAUCUUCGUGAUGUGUUACCAGAAAAAACGGUCUGCUAUCCACUGCCUGCAAUACCUAGUUCGGUUUCAGCAGUGCUACUUGAUUUACGCUUGCCGUUCACAUAUGUCCGGCGGUAAAAGAAGCAUUGAAACAAACAUUUACCUCACACCUGAGGCCCGUUUCUCCAAAGUCCCGGUAACUUUACGGGCCCGAAGCCACAAUUUAAAAUAAAAACUUAAAUGAUAGGAAAGCAGUUUCUGGUACCCAAACCAGUCCUUUUUGUUUCGUUAGCUGAUAGUUUUAUUGUUUCAUUUUCAAAAUUUUUGAAAAAAAAAAUAAAACAGAACAGCUUUACAGGCCCGUUAAGUUACCGGGACUUUCGAGAAACGGGUCCCUUGCUAGGAUAGAGUGACGACUGGCCAAAGUCAGGAGCUCUCAAUAUGUCUGGAUUAGUUAUUACAGUAUUCACUUUCGUAUUAUUCCCAUUUCAAAGUUUAUUUAUAACCUGAAAUUAUACAGACCUGACGCUUCUGAAAUAAGGGUGGCUUUUUAUCAUUCGAUAACCCCACUUUUGGGGCCUAAAUACAGAAAUGGAAUAAAUUGUCAUGGACUUAUUCUGUAUUCA